AUGGCAGACAUCACAAAUCGUGCCCACAAUGUCACGACUGGAUGUGAAAGGCGUGAACUGCAACCUAUUGAUGAACUUCGUUUACUCGAUACUCGGGCAAAUCUAGAAAAUCGGUUUUUUAGUGUCGGUGAAAGUAGUGCACCCACCGUGACCAUCCCAGACCCAACAUCAAACUCAAGCGGCAUGCCCAAUAGAUUCUUUUGUGUUGGCGAGAGCAGUACAACCAAUGCACGUAUAACAUACCCUACUUCAGACGAUGUGGAAUUGCCGCGUUUUGUUGAGGCGGAAAAUGAAAUACGCAUGCCUGGCAUAUUAUUCAAUGUCGGUGAAAGUCGUGCAAUCGACACCAACAACAUAUCAAACCCCAUUUCUGAUGAUAUAAGGGUCUGGAAAGUAGGGAGAACUGGUUAUAGAAAUUGUGCAAGAAAUUACCAAGAGAGUCAAGGGGUUCCUAUAUUCAGUUUGCCACCCAUGAAAACAUGUCCGCAUUGCCAAGCACGACUUUUCCAUUGUGAAUCUCCUGAACUAUGUUGCUUAAGUGGGAAGGUCAACUUACCUGAUUUUCCAUUAUCCUCUGAUAUGCUUGAUUUAUAUUCUGAUCAAUCGGAAUAUGGGGCUCAUUUUAGGCAAAACAUUCGUAAGUACAACCAUGUCUUUUCAUUCACUUCAAUGGGAGUUCAUUUAGAUGACGAACUAGCAAAUGCACGUCAUGGCGUUUACACAUUCCGUGCACAAGGUUCAAUUUACCAUCGUAUUGGAGCAGAGAAUUCAUCAUUACGCCUCGAUGUCAUCGACAGAAUCAAGAAUAUUUUGAAUGCUCACAAUCCUUUUGUCCACAAUCUCCGUCAUCUUGCUCAGCGUAGUGACUUAAGUGAUUGCAAAUUUGUCAUCAAAGAGCAACCUACAAAUAAACAUCAAUACUCGAUGCCGACAGCUUCGCAAGUAGCAGCAGUUGUCGUUGGAGGUGAUGACAUUUCCAACUUGAAGGAUAGGGACAUCAUGGUAGAGUCAGUAACUGGGCAACUAAGUUAUAUCAAAGACACUGCCGGUUAUUAUGACCCACUGCAGUAUCCUCUAUUGUUCCCUUAUGGUUCUUACGGCUGGGAUUUAAACAGUCGAAGUUCCACUGGUAAGAAGUUGACAUGCCGGGAAUUCUAUGCAUACAUGUUUCAGAUGCGACAACAUCUUGAUUCUCUAAUCUUAAGAGGCGGUCGUCUACUGCAACAAUUUGUUGUCGAUAACUGUGUCAAAAUGCAAGCCAAUAACUUGAGGUGGAUUGCACUCAACCAAGAUAAGAUACGUGCUGAUUUGUACAAGGGUUUAGAGGAUUCUUUACAUGCUGGAGAGCAUAACACAGAAAAUGUUGGACGACGGACCAUACUACCAUCUUCAUUUGUUGGAAGUCCAAGAGAUAUGCACCAGAGGUAUCAAGAUGCCAUGGCAUUGGUUCAUAAGUUCGAGAUACAAUCAGAAUUGUUGGCCGGACAAGUUCCAAACGAUCGUCCAGAUCUGCUGACACGAGUUUUUCAUGCUAAACUUGAAGAGUUGAAAAAGGAUGUUCUCGAAAGGGGCGUCCUCGGAACGGUUGUUGCUUAUGUAUAUGUGAUUGAAUUCCAAAAGAGGGGUCUUCCACAUGUUCAUAUGUUAUUAAUUCUUGAUCAAAAUGACAAGCUAACCACUCCGGAUGACUUUGAUAAGAUUGUGAGAGCAGUGAUUCCUGAUGAACAACAAGAACCAAAAUUGUAUAAGGCAGUUCUUAAACACAUGAUUCAUGGCCCAUGUGGUGUUCUCAACCACAAAUCCCCGUGUAUGAAACAAGGAAGUUGUAAGAAAGGAUUCCCUAAGGAAUUCUCCAAUGAUACAAAGCAAGGCAAUGACUCAUAUCCUCUUUACCGUCGUCCACAAGAUCGUCCAGCAGUACCGUUGCGUGAGAAUUCACGAGUUCGUGUAGAUAAUCGGUGGGUAGUCCCAUAUAAUCCUUUUUUGCUCUUAAAGUACGAUUGUCACAUCAAUAUUGAGAUAUGCAGCAGCAUCAAGUGUGUCAAAUAUCUGUAUAAGUACAUCCAUAAGGGUUCAGAUAGAGUUUCAAUGGAAGUUCAUAACGGAGAUGAGAUUGCACAAUAUGUUGAUGCACGGUGGAUUUGUAUUGUGCAAUCUCAUCUCCGUUAUGAACUUCCAUUGAAACUCUAUCUGAACCCUUAUGGAUGUACUUAUACAGAUAUUUGA
This is a messenger RNA of Spinacia oleracea (spinach), 2226 nucleotides long. RefSeq lists its product as uncharacterized. NCBI's taxonomy places the organism in Eukaryota, Viridiplantae, Streptophyta, Magnoliopsida, Caryophyllales, Amaranthaceae. The transcript has 6 exons. The record is from RefSeq and is a predicted model, not a curated record. Bases 1 to 2226 code for a protein of 741 amino acids.